Anopheles moucheti is the source of this 2234-nucleotide messenger RNA. Its product is annotated as apyrase-like. The coding region runs from base 28 to 1758 and encodes 576 amino acids. The transcript has 7 exons. Gene Ontology annotation, cellular component: plasma membrane. Gene Ontology annotation, biological process: AMP catabolic process. NCBI's taxonomy places the organism in Eukaryota, Metazoa, Arthropoda, Insecta, Diptera, Culicidae. Gene Ontology annotation, molecular function: metal ion binding; 5'-nucleotidase activity; nucleotide binding. The record is from RefSeq and is a predicted model, not a curated record.
UCAAAUUCAACGCAGCAAGGUGAUAGAAUGUCGCAGUUUCACUGUUACCCGUGGAAGGUUUUUGCAUCGCUCGCGAUGCUGAGCUACUUCGCCCCGGAAUGCUGGACAAAAAGUGUUCCAGGUGUCGCGCAAGGUUCCUUCCCGCUGACUCUCAUCCACAUCAACGAUCUGCAUGCGCGGUUUGAUGAAACGAACCAAAAGUCAUCCGACUGUACCGACCCGAAGGAAUGUAUUGCCGGAAUAGCGCGAGUCUACCAUACCAUCAAGAAGCUGAAGAACGAGUAUAAAUCGAAAAAUCCACUUUAUCUCAAUGCGGGAGAUAACUUCCAGGGGACGCUGUGGUACAAUCUACUGCGCUGGAACGUGACCGCCCACUUUAUCAAGAAGCUUCCACCAGAUGCAAUGACUCUAGGCAACCAUGAGUUUGAUCACAGCCCGAAAGGGCUCGCACCAUAUCUAGCCGAACUUGAUAAAGAGAAAAUUCCAACGGUUGUAGCGAAUCUUCAGCUGAAUGGAGAACCAGAGUUGAAGAAAUCUAAAAUUGCGUCCAGUAUCGUGCUGAAUGUAGGUGGACGUAAGGUUGGAGUCAUCGGCGCCCUGUACGAUAAGACACAUCUAUUGGCCCAAACGGGAAAAGUUACGUUGUCCAACUCUAUUGACGCAGUGCGAAAGGAGGCACAAAAAUUGAAGCAGGACAAGGUGGACAUCAUCGUUGUCCUGUCCCAUUGUGGGUUGGACGGUGAUAAGCAGCUGGCCGAGGAAGCUGGUGAUCUGCUCGAUGUUAUCGUAGGUGCCCACUCGCAUUCACUGCUUCUGGACAAAGAUUCGAAGGUGCCAUACGAUACGAAGUAUGAUACAAUUGAAGGAAGUUAUCCGAUUGUGGUUGAGAAGAAGGAUAAGCAUAAGGUUCUGAUCACCCAGGCACGUUCCUAUGGUAAGUACGUUGGACGUCUGACGGUGUACUUUGAUCAGAACGGAGAGGUACAGAGCUGGGAAGGACAUCCAGUCUACAUGAACAACGCGGUCCAACAAGACGAAGACAUCCUGCGAGAACUGAAACCUUGGCGUGAAGCAGUAAAGCGACUUGGAACUCAAGUUAUCGGGCAGAGUGAGGUGUUUCUGGAUCGUGAAUCGUGCCGUUGGUGUGAGUGUACCUUGGGCGAUUUGAUUUCGGAUGCGUUCGCGGAUAGGUACACGAAUGGAACGUUUAGAGCGGUAGCAAUCGUACAAGCGGGGAAUUUCCGAAAUCCAAUCAACAAAGGAGCAAUCACGAACGGGUUGGCGAUCGAAGCCGCUCCGUACGGAUCAUCGGUUGACUUGAUAAAGCUGAGCGGUGCUGAUCUUUGGAGUGCAAUCGAUCACUCGUUCACGCUGGACGACGAGUUCCGGCUGAAUACGAUGCAAGUGUCCGGCAUGACGGUGGUAGUUGAUUUGGCCAAAAAACGUAACGAGCGUGUAAAAAGCAUCCAAGUGAUCAGUGCCGAUGGAUCAUGGAAACCACUGAGCAAGCAACAGUUCUACUACGUCGCUGCACCGUCCUAUCUUGCUGACGGAAAGGAUGGAUUUGAAAUGAUGAAAAGGGGCACGGAGCGUAUCACUGGACCGCUGGAUUCGGACGUGCUGAUCGAGUACGUGCGGAAGCGCAAAACAAUCACGAAGAGUAUGUUUCAGCGGCAGCGAAUGUUGAUAGAAAAUCAUACGAACGGAACAUGUUCGUGGGAUAUGGAAGGUGAAAGAUACAAGCCCAAACGAAGAUAGAUGAUUAUUCGUUAUUGAUGAAAAACAACAUCUUAAUCCAAUCCAAUCUUAAUACAUUGAUCGUCUAAUUUUCCUGGGGUUUUGGUUACUAGCUGAAAAUGUUUCGAGUAGUUUCAUUCGUAAUUCGAAUGGUUUUAAAUAAUACUUCACUUAAAUUACUUAAAAAGAUCACAAAUUUAGUUUCACAACAUCAAAAUUGCUAAAAAAUAAAAAUAAUAAGCAUAACAUGGCACGCAAAUUGCAUAACUUCGAGUGUUCUGUAAAUCGUAAACUACCGCAUAAAGUAUGCAAUCGAAAACGCCUGAAGUUAUGCAAUUUAUAUUAUAAAUUCCUAGCUACGGGGGAUUUGGUAAGGAUGGGACUUUGGACCGGUCCCCUGUCGUGUGAAGUCCGGCGCCGUUAAUUUGUUUAAUAACUAUUGGUUUUGCCACUUAAAUACAACUUAAAAGUAAAUCAUGGAAUACUGAUAACCAUUC